AGCAAAUACAGAUGACAGUACUGACAGUUAAAAAAAGAACGCAGCCUAUAUAAACGUCAUCAGCCAGCUUACAAUAAUCAGUGGCGAAAUAGUUUCUGCGAUAUGAACAAGUUUGUGAUUUAUUGUGCAUUAGUUUUUCUCGUGGCCGUCGUUUGUCAUGGCUACAAUUUCGAGGACAAUGGUUUCAAUCAAAUCCUCUAUGCCGACUCACAAGAAUUUGUCAGCUCUCUGAGUGCUGCUCUGGUACCACCACGUCUCAGACGCGACAAUGUAGCUGCAUCAGCAAAUGGAUCCUAUGAAUGCGAAAGGCCUUUCCCCAGGCUAAAAUUGUGUUGCGGCGAAGAUUCUCUCCGCAACAUUGACAAAGACAAUAUGUAUGAGGAGUGCUUCAAAGAAGUAACCGGAUACGAAGUUACUGACGAGUUAUACUGCGAAGAAUUUGUGAAGAAAAAGAGCGGCCAAAUUUGCAUUCAACAAUGCGUCUCUGAGAAGUCGGGCUGGGUAACUGGAGAUGGUACACCGAAUGCUGAUUCAAUUUCCAAAUUCCUUAGGGAAACUUUCGCCAAAGAAUCCUGGUUGCUACCACAUGUGGAAAAAAUCGUCAGCAGUUGCGUUACUGAAGUCAAAGCCGCCAAUGCAAACCCGGUUGAAUAUAACACCGAAGGUCUCAAAAUUUGUCUCCAAGCAGGCGUCAAUUUGGCAUACUGCCUCGUCACGGAAAUACAGUUAAAUUGUCCAGCUGAUCAAAUUGAAGACAAAGCUGCUUGUGAUAACUUGCAGGAGAGGCUUAAGAAGCGCAAGGAGGGUUUGUAGAUGGACGACUAGAUCUCAGUUUUCAAUUACCUAUAUGAAACUCAAAAUAGGGUUUACAAUAGUAUGAUUAUAUUUUUAAGUAAAUUAUGUUUAUGAAAGGUCAGUCAAAAGAAAUAAAAAACAUAUUAUGUUCGAGGUUUUAUUUGAAAUUCAAUUUAACAGAUAAGUAGAGGUGCACCCAUUUUUGUUGGAAUGAUAUAACAGUUGUUAGGUCAUUAUUUCUCAAACUAAUUUAACUACUUUUCUUAAAUUAAUUAACUAGGUAGGUACCUUGUUUUGAUUCAGACUUUGCACUGUGAAGAGUAGCCUCUUCUACGUUUGAAAUAGAACCAAUUCUAUUAAUGAUACUGGCAUUGACAUUCAGAAAUGAUCCUGCUCCGAGCAAAAGACCAUUUUUGGUCUUGGUCUCAUCAGUAUUUUUCGAUUUUGCCGAUGAGGUUUCAGAUAUCAAAGGCUUGACGCGUUUUUCUGUAACAAAAACGUUGCAGGCGAAACUUACCUCGAUUUUGAGGGCUUCCAAAUAGGUAAUCUGAAAAAGUAUUAUUGGAAACAUUUCCAUUAUUGAGAAAUCACUUACAUGUUCCUCAAGAG
This is a messenger RNA of Ceutorhynchus assimilis (cabbage seed weevil), 1404 nucleotides long. The record is from the annotation of a GenBank genome assembly. Lineage: Eukaryota; Metazoa; Arthropoda; Insecta; Coleoptera; Curculionidae.